This is a messenger RNA of Aspergillus ochraceoroseus IBT 24754, 1146 nucleotides long. RefSeq names its product intradiol ring-cleavage dioxygenase. The transcript has 5 exons. Gene Ontology annotation, molecular function: ferric iron binding; oxidoreductase activity, acting on single donors with incorporation of molecular oxygen, incorporation of two atoms of oxygen. The record is from RefSeq and is a predicted model, not a curated record. NCBI's taxonomy places the organism in Eukaryota, Fungi, Ascomycota, Eurotiomycetes, Eurotiales, Aspergillaceae. The coding region runs from base 1 to 1146 and encodes 381 amino acids.
AUGGUUCACCUUGCAACUACUCUCAUUACCGCCGUCGUUGGCGUGGCCAGCCUCGUCUCCGCGCACCCUGGCCAUAAUGUCAAGGCUGAAGCUGCCGAGCGUGCGGCUGCUUUGAAGAGCAUCCAUGCUCGUGGUGUUUCGCAGUGCUCUAGUGCCUUGCAGGCUCGUGGUCUCGAAAAGAGCAAUAUCGCUCGUCGUGAGCGCACUCUGCAGCAGCUGCGCCAGAAGCGUGGACUUGAUGCUCGCGCUCCUCUCACGGCCCGUGACACCUCCCCUCUGAACGAGACUCACCAUUCCUCUAUGGAUGUCAACCUCUCUACCGAUCCCUCCGUGCUGUUUGCUUCGGAGGGAUCUUGUGUCCUGGCCGCGGAUGUUACCCAGGGUCCUUACUACGUGACGGGCGAGUUGAUUCGCAGUGCGAUUGCCGAGUCCCAAGAGGGAGUGCCACUCUACCUCGACGUCCAGCUCAUCGACUCGACCACCUGCAAGCCUGUUCCCGAGGUCUACCUUGACUUCUGGCACUGCAACGCCACUGGUGUCUACUCUGGCAUCAUCGCCUCUGGAAACGGCAACUCCGACGACGCGUCGAAUAUCGAUACGACCUUCCUGCGCGGUCUGCAAAAGACCGACUCCGAAGGUGUUGCCUUUUUUGAGUCGAUUUUCCCAGGGCACUAUACUAGCAGGGCAACUCACAUCCACGUUCUGACUCACCCCAUCAAUGAGACCACCGUGAACCAGAACAACAACACCAUUUCCGGCCUUUACACCUCCCACACGUCUCAUGUCGGCCAGAUCUUCUUUGACCAGGACCUGAUCUCCGCUGUGGAGGCUACGGAGCCCUACGCCAGCAACACUCAGGAUCUGACUGUCAACGCCGAUGAUAGCAUCUUGUCGCAGGAACUAGAGAGCGAUAUCGAUCCCUUCGUCGAGUACGUCUAUCUUGGCAAGGAUGUGUCUGAUGGUAUCCUGGCUUGGGUUUCCGUCGUCAUGGAUGCCUCUGAAGAUUCCGACGUCACCCCCGCGGCUUACUACACGGAAGAGGGCGGUUUUGAGAACGAGAGCAGCGGCGGCAGCAUGGGUGGUGGCUCUGCCCCCAGCGGUGCGAUGCCCAGUGGGAUCGCCCCAAGUGGCUUUCCCUCUUCUUAG